Molecule: messenger RNA, 2231 nt
Organism: Cornus florida
Lineage: Eukaryota; Viridiplantae; Streptophyta; Magnoliopsida; Cornales; Cornaceae
Product: endoglucanase 8-like
Exons: 8
Coding region: 45-1535 (496 amino acids)
Biological process (GO): carbohydrate metabolic process
Molecular function (GO): hydrolase activity, hydrolyzing O-glycosyl compounds
Source: RefSeq, a predicted model, not a curated record
UCAUUCUUAGCUUAGCCCGUCGUCAGUACUGCAAGAGAACUAAAAUGGCGCGAAAAUCUCGCCAUUCUCCGACUUUUCCGUCGUUUUCGCUCGUUUUCUCUCUCCUUUUCCUUCUCACUCCUCCACUUUCCACCGCGGGCCGCCAUGACUACGGCGACGCACUCAGAAAGAGCAUUCUCUUCUUUGAAGGCCAGAGGUCCGGCAAGCUUCCGCCGGAUCAACGCAUCAAAUGGCGUAGGGACUCCGCAUUGCGCGACGGAGCCACCGCCGGAGUGGACUUGACCGGAGGUUACUACGACGCCGGAGACAACAUCAAGUUCGGAUUCCCGAUGGCAUUCACGACGACGAUGCUGUCGUGGAGCGUGAUAGACUUCGGCAAGAGCAUGGGGCCGGAGUUGAAUAACGCCGUGAAGGCCGUCAGGUGGGGGACGGACUAUCUGUUGAAGGUAACGGCGGUGGCUGACGGCGUUUAUGUUCAGGUGGGAGACCCGUACUCUGAUCACAACUGCUGGGAGAGGCCAGAGGACAUGGACACCCUACGAUCGGUGUACAAGAUCGAUAGGGCCCACCCUGGGUCCGACGUGGCUGGCGAAACCGCCGCUGCUCUCGCUGCUGGUUCCAUCGUGUUCAGAUCACGUGACCCUGCGUACUCUCGCCUCCUCCUCGAUCGUGCCGUUAAAGUGUUCGAGUUUGCUGACACACACAGGGGUGCGUACAGCUCCAGCCUGCACUCUGCGGUUUGCCCUUUUUACUGUGAUGUCAACGGCUACCAGGACGAGUUGCUGUGGGGAGCGGCGUGGUUGCACAAGGCAUCGAGGAGGCGCGAGUACCGAGAGUACAUAGUGAGAAACGAGGUUGUUUUGAGAGCUGGCGACACUAUUAAUGAGUUUGGUUGGGAUAACAAACACGCCGGGAUUAAUGUACUCAUUUCCAAGGAAGUUUUGAUGGGAAAAGCACCUGAUCUAAAGUCCUUCCAGUUCAAUGCCGAUGGCUUCAUUUGUUCUGUAUUGCCUGGAAUUUCUCAUCCUCAAGUCCAAUAUUCUCCAGGUGGGCUGAUCUUUAAAGCUGGAGGGAGUAACAUGCAGCAUGUAACGUCACUGUCUUUCCUACUUCUGGCCUAUUCUAAUUAUCUAAGCCACGCCAAUCGUGCCGUGCCAUGUGGCGAGACCUCUGCUUCCCCGGCUCUUCUCAAACGACUGGCCAAACGUCAGGUGGACUACAUUCUUGGGGAUAAUCCACUGGAGAUGUCGUACAUGGUAGGGUAUGGUGCACGUUAUCCUCGGAGAAUACACCACAGGGCCAGCUCGCUACCAUCGGUGAAGGCCCAUCCGGCCCGCAUAGGAUGCAAAGCAGGGUCUCGAUAUUUCUUGAGUCCAAAUCCAAAUCCCAAUGUAUUGGUUGGAGCAGUGGUGGGUGGGCCCAACAUCUCCGAUGCAUUCCCGGACUCGAGGCCUUUCUUUCAGGAGUCGGAGCCCACAACUUACAUCAAUGCACCCCUGGUGGGCCUUCUGGGCUACUUUUCAGCCCAUCCUUGAUUUCAAUGCCGAAGAAGAAAUGUAAAGCGGAAGAAUGUAGUAGUGUGAGCUUAUUGUCACGCCCCACCUAUGGAGGUUGUGCCACGCAGGCGACACGCAGACGCUGAGGAGGAUGCUGCAUGGCAACUGCAUGGCAAGUGGAGUUUCUAGAGUCUUCCGGAGUAGUCUAGAGUUGUGUGGAAGAUUCUAGAUAUGUGUAGAAAUAUAUAGAAGUGUGUGGAAAGUUCUAGAGUUCUCCAGAGUUGUGUGGAGUAGUAUGGAGAGUUCUAGAAUGUUGUAGAUAUUUAUGGAUAAGUAUGGAAGUGUGAAGAAGGUGGGAGAAGAUUCUAGAGAAUCGAUCUCCACCAUCGGUUCAAAUGCAUCCUAGCCGUCCAUUGGGGAUGGGGAUGCCUAUAAAUAGAGGUAGGACUUCAUUUUGUGGACAACAAGUCCUAGAGUGAGUCUUGAGAGCCUUGUAGAGAGCUUGAGUGUUAGCCUUGUACAAAGCAUUCUUUGAAGUAAUAGAAGUGUUCUUUCCUUGCCAACUUAAGUGCCUCAGUGUGUGUGAGUGUGCAAGCCAAGUGAGGAGAGGGCAAGGGCAACUACAACACUAGUAAGCGCACGAGGGGAGUGUGUUGGCUAAGGUGUGCACGGGAGUUAGGCUGACCAAGUACUUGCGAGAGUGAAAGCAACGUCUUGGUGCCGCACGGGAUCAGC